Archocentrus centrarchus (flier cichlid) is the source of this 1032-nucleotide messenger RNA. It is a transcript of the gene ncbp2, whose product is annotated as nuclear cap binding protein subunit 2. The transcript is spliced from 5 exons. Gene Ontology annotation, cellular component: nuclear cap binding complex. Gene Ontology annotation, molecular function: RNA cap binding. Gene Ontology annotation, biological process: mRNA cis splicing, via spliceosome. NCBI's taxonomy places the organism in Eukaryota, Metazoa, Chordata, Actinopteri, Cichliformes, Cichlidae. The record is from RefSeq and is a predicted model, not a curated record. Bases 71 to 565 code for a protein of 164 amino acids.
UAACGUCAUCGUUUUCCAGCAAUGCUCGCAGUUGAAUAGCAGCAGGGCGCCGAUCUACGAUUUCUUCACCAUGUCUACUAAAUUAAACGCGCUGAACAGCGAUACUUACAUUGACAUCAGCCAAUACAGAGACCAACAUUUUAAGGGUAACCGCUAUGAACAGGAGAAGCUUUUGAAGCAGAGCAACACUUUGUAUGUGGGGAACCUCUCCUUUUACACCACCGAGGAGCAGGUGCAUGAGCUGUUUUCUAAAAGUGGAGAUGUCAAGCGUAUCAUCAUUGGCCUGGACAAAAUCAAGAAGACUGCAUGUGGCUUUUGCUUUGUUGAAUACUACACCCGUGGAGAUGCAGAGAAUGCCAUGCGCUUCAUUAAUGGCACACGGCUGGAUGACCGCAUCAUCAGGACAGACUGGGAUGCUGGUUUCAAGGAGGGAAGGCAGUACGGUCGCGGCAAAUCAGGAGGACAGGUGAGAGAUGAGUACAGGCAGGAUUACGACCCAGCUAGAGGCGGUUACGGCAAGCUGGCUCAGCAGCAUCGAUCCACAGAGGGGCGCAAUAGUUUUUAGAAUAAACUCCACCACAGCAGUCUGCCUGGACUGUACCGUCAGUCCUGCUCUGGAUUAACUCCCCAACAAGGUCACAGCAAGCUACAACGGAUUGUCUGAAUUUUAUCCUGAAAACCCUCUGCAGCAGCCCUGCUCGGACCACUGGAUCCAGGUGUGAGCAGAUGUUAUUUAUUUGUUUUGGAUGCUUGGUCUCUGCUCUGCCUGUCUCUGUGACUCAUACCUGCCGACUGUCUGCAUAGUUGACCUGUAAUAUUUAGUGACGUUUAUUAUAGUGCAUAAAGAAAUGCCACGGAGUUUUCCUGCAGGCUGGAAAGGCUCUGAUAAAGUUCUUCUUGAUUCUCCGUGUCAGAUUCAAAUAACAGCCUGAAAUCAUGCAGAGGAAAUGUGCUAUUCCAUGAAUGAAACUUUGUCCAAAAUUGUGCAUACUUUUUUAAAAAUAAAGUUUUUUUUUUCUUUGUUUUUUCCCA